CUAUAUAUAGCGAAAGGCCAUGCUUAUCAUUUGACGCGUUACGACUCUGAACAAAGCCUGCCAAUCUGUACUACUUAUAUAUCGUUCACGCUUUUCCCAGCUUUAACCUAUCAUUCUUUUAACAAUGCCUCGCCGAAGCUCUGGAGGAAGGUCAGCCCCAAGGCCUGCUGCUCGUGCGCCAUCGAGCAACGUUCCUUCGAAACCCGCUAGUUCUGCCCCUCCUCCAGCACCUGUGCAAAGAGGAAAUGGACUUGGUGCUGCCAUUGUAGAUGGUAUUGGAUGGGGUGCCGGAACUGCUAUGGCUCACAGGGCUGUUGAUGCCGUCCUUGGCCCUCGUGUCAUCAAACACGAGGCUGUUGCUUCAUCAGAACCAGCUGCGGCUGCUUCUGCUCCCGCACCAAACACAAAUAGCAUGAACAUGGAUGCAUGUGGUGUUCAAUCCAAAGCACUGAGUGAUUGUCUGACCAACUUCGGAAGUGAUAUCAGCAAAUGCCAAUUCUAUAUGGAUAUGCUGCAAGAAUGCCGCAAGAGCUCCGGUGCGUUGGGCGCUUAAUGUUGAAAAUCUAAUAUCCCCCAUUAAUUAAGGUCAUUGCAAUUUAGGAGUUUGAGUAGGCGUGUCCUUUUUAGUUUGUCUAUAUUGAUGCAAACAAUGGGUUUGCUGGUGGGAAAAUGGCACUGUUCAGGAAAACUCACUGCUGUAAACUUAACAUCGCAUAUCUAAAUUAAUAAAUAAUAUUUUUUAUUGCGA
This is a messenger RNA of Gossypium raimondii (Peruvian cotton), 748 nucleotides long. RefSeq lists its product as uncharacterized. NCBI's taxonomy places the organism in Eukaryota, Viridiplantae, Streptophyta, Magnoliopsida, Malvales, Malvaceae. Gene Ontology annotation, cellular component: mitochondrion; nucleus. Gene Ontology annotation, biological process: mitochondrion organization. The transcript has 5 exons. The record is from RefSeq and is a predicted model, not a curated record. Bases 125 to 553 code for a protein of 142 amino acids.